Molecule: messenger RNA, 2322 nt
Organism: Eptesicus fuscus (big brown bat)
Lineage: Eukaryota; Metazoa; Chordata; Mammalia; Chiroptera; Vespertilionidae
Gene: TMEM42
Product: transmembrane protein 42
Exons: 3
Coding region: 34-531 (165 amino acids)
Source: RefSeq, a predicted model, not a curated record
CCGAGGACGCGGGCAGAGGCGGCGGCGGGCACCAUGGCGGGGAGCACGCUGCCGCGGGGCACCGUGGCGCGGGGCACCAUGGUGCGGGCCACGCUGGCGCGGGGCACUAGGGCCAUCUACCCCAACAUCCCCGCGGGGUUGCCCCCGCACCUCCAGGCCGGGGCGAUGCGGCGCCGUUUCUGGGGCGUCUUCAACUGCCUGUGUGCCGGCGCAUUCGGGUCCCUGGCCGCCGCCUCCGCCAAGCUGGCCUUCGGCAACAAGGUGCACGUGGCCUCCUGUGUCUUAGGCAUCUUCGUGAUGGCGACCGCCAACUCUCUGAUGUGGACGUUCUUCAGCCGCGGCCUCAGUUUCUCCAUGUCUUCAGCCAUUGCAUCUGUCACGGUGACUUUUUCGAACAUCCUCAGCUCGGCCGCCCUGGGCUUUGUGCUGUACGGAGAGAGCCAGGAGGUGCUGUGGUGGGGAGGCGUGUUCCUCAUCCUCUGCGGACUCAUCCUCGUCCACAGGAAGGCCCUUCCGCACAAGCAGCAGUAGAGGCACUUGGCCGGUGGGCCAGCGGGAAAGACGGCGGUGGCGGCUCAGGCUCGGGCUGGCGGGCUGGCGUGUGGGGACUGCUUCCCAGGGCGAUCGGGGGUGCGGCCUUCUGACCAUCAGCCGAAGGGAGUUGCUGCCGAGGGCCGCAGGCCUGUGACUGAGCCGCCUUGGGGUGGCAGCUCCGGCUCCUGGAAGGGGAACCGCGGCGCAGCAGGCUCUGCCCCGGCAUCUGGCUGUCUGUGGUGCUCCGAUUCCCCCCUCCGGGCCCACCCAGGGCCGUGCAGGAGCUGGACUCGAACCAGCUGUAAUGGUAGCCUGGUGGCCCAAGUCACGUGACACGCCAGUGCCUGGUGGGACUUGGACAACUUCGUGCCGAUGUGUCGGGCUGGCUGUGCCAUAUUAUAGGAGGAGGAAGACGGGAUUAAUGCUUUCUUGUAAGUUAAAGCAUUCUACCAGGUGUGGAAUCCUAAUUCCUUCCCACAUUUAUUUUUCUUCCCUAAGUUUUUGGAGUCGGAGGGAGCAGCCAGGGCGAGCUGCAGCUCCCGAGUGGUUAUAGCCCUCACCUUCCCCGGCCUGGGCCCAGCUGCAGGGCGCACAGCUCCUUCCGACGUCCCCGGGCCGGCGCCUUCAGGUCGGGAAGGCCUGGCCAUUCCCUUGGUCCUCACGGAGAGAAGCUGGAGCUCGCUUUGGGGACCCAGUUUUAUUUUACUUAUUAGGAUACAAAACUGGCCCAGAGGCUCUCACCCCCACUUCACCUUGAGGCCCCUCUGUCCUUUGGUUGUUUCCCAGGCUCCUGUGACUUUGUGUCUUACCCGUGACUGUGACUCUAGUUGCUGCCCACACACUCCCGUGCAUGGCCGAUGUGACGCUCACCUGCUCCGGUUCCUCGGGGCUCCCUGGAGGCCUGAGCCCUCAGCUUGCCUGAAGUGACCUCUGGCCCUAGGUUCCUCCAGCAUUCCCUGCGGUGGAAAGGGACCCGGGACCAGAAGGCUGGGGAGGAGAAGGGCCAUGUCCAGGCGGUCCCCCUCUCCGUGCACGUAGCGCCUUCACUGCCCUCCAGUUCUCACUGCCGACAGGGCUUCCUCUACUUCCACGGCUCCUGCUGACUGGGACCUGCCCUCGCUGCCUCUCCCCAGCUCCUCUCUUGCUGCCUCCUUGAUACCCCGGGGUUGAGCCUGGCACUCCUGUGUUGAGAAGUCAGGGAGACGGGUGAGGUAGGAUAACCAGGCAAGUGUGGCGUCCUGGGGGCAUCACUCCAGAAAAAGGCAGCGAUCGCCCAGGCUGAUGCUGAGGGUCAAGGGAGGGGAAGACGGAGAAGAGGCCAUUGGACUCGGAGAGAGCGAGCAUUGACAGGAGCAGCUUGGAGGAGGGCGGGGCCACAGCCUGAGCAGAUCAGGUUCAUGAGGGAAUGGAGGGUCUUCCACUGAUGCCGGGAAAGUUCCACCCCUUUCGUGGUAAAAAAAACACUCAGCAAACUCGCGCCACAGUGAAUGUCAUCCCUAAGGUCAGGGACAGACAGGUGCCCGCCUUCACCACUCCCCCCGCAUGUGACUGCCAGUUCUCACCAGAAGGAGAAGGACGAAGCACGUUAUCUGCUCGGAGAUGACAUGAUCUUCUAGGCAGCGUGUGCUGAAGGAGCUGCCCCAUUCCUCAGAAGCCUCGGGGGGCCCAGGGGAGGGAGACCCCGAGUCGUCCUGGCAGGAGGCGCCUCCCUGUGCCAGCCGCAAGCUGUUCCUCUGUCCUCAGACCUGCUCAGAUGAUCCAUGUGCUUUAAUUAAACAGAUGCUUCAA